Molecule: messenger RNA, 5312 nt
Organism: Homalodisca vitripennis (glassy-winged sharpshooter)
Lineage: Eukaryota; Metazoa; Arthropoda; Insecta; Hemiptera; Cicadellidae
Gene: MnM
Product: titin
Molecular function (GO): protein binding
Source: RefSeq, a predicted model, not a curated record
CUGCGGCUAAAUCUGUACAGACGGAGAGAGAGACGUGCCGAGUGAGCUGGGCGGGUGGAGGAGAGACAUGGGAUGGGAGCUGCGGACUCCAAGCACAGGGCAAGACCCAACAGACAUCCUUCACGUAUAGCAGACAGACCGUCGCCGCCCGGUAAUCCGCAGUUGGUGCCCAGCGACCAACACUCCGCUGAGCCUGAUGUCGUCACCAUCAGGUGGGAGCCUCCUCUCUACGAUGGCGGCUCCAGGAUCACAGGCUAUUUGGUGGAGCACCGCCGCACCGGGUCGCCGCACUGGGUGCGCUCCGCCCCCUCCCUGGUCAGAGUCCCCGAACUGACGCUGAGCGGCCUGGAGCCGGGGUGGCGCUACCAGUUCCGGGUCUCCGCCCAGAACACUGCAGGCCUCUCAGAGCCUGGUGAACUCUCGGACUUGCUCACUGUCACCUUGCAGCGCACCGCGGCCUCGGCACCCCACUUCGUCAAGGAACUCAGGAAUACGGUUGCUCUAGAGAAUGAAAAGGCUGAACUCUCAGUGCAAGUGCGAGGCACGCCAACCCCCACCAUCGCUUGGUUCAAGGACGGCACGGAGAUCUUCAGCAGCCGCAGUUACCGGAUCGUGACAGACAACGAGACCAGCACACUGAUCAUCCACCAAGCAGCGCUCACUGACGAGGGCGAGAUCAAGUGUUCGGCCACCAACAGAGUCGGCUACGCUGUCACCAGGGCCAAACUCACGCUAGAAGCUCCGCCUAGUAUUCGACUGCCGCGCCAGUACGAGGAGGGUCUGCUGUUCGAGAAGGAUGAGGUGAUCCGGCUAAAGGUGUCGGUGGCAGGGAGGCCCAUACCCGAGGUCACGUGGUUGCUGAACGGCGAGCCGGUGCCGGGGGGAGGUCGCUACGAGGCCAGCCACUCCGAGCGAUAUGCCACCCUCAGAGUUGGGGAGGCCCGCAGGGAGGACCGCGGGGGAUACCAGGUCCGCGCCACUAACCGCCUGGGGGAGGAUGUCGCCUCGUUCCUCGUUACUGUCGCAGACAGACCCAUGCCGCCGGGGAGAGCCAAGGUGGUGAUGACCUUGGGCCGCUCAGUUACUCUCUCUUGGACAACACCGGAAGAUGAUGGUGGCUGUAAAAUUGGUAACUACAUAGUGGAGUAUUACAGGUUGGGCUGGAACAUGUGGCUUAAGGCCGCCACGUGCCGUCAGCUGACAACCACCCUGGGGGAGCUGAUAGAGGGUUCGGAGUACAAGUUCAGGGUCAAGGCCGAGAACCCGUACGGUGUUAGUGACCCCAGCUCUGAAUCCGACGUCGUGUUCAUCCCGGAUCCGAAGAGAGGAUUAUUGGAACCACCUGAGCACGGGUCGGCGGAGAACGAGACGGCGAUGGACGUCUGGCUGGAGGAGAAGAAGAGACCAAUCUCUCCUGGUUUGACCAUCGAUGAACAGUACGGCGAGCGGAAGACAAAGAGAAAGCGAGGACCCAUGGCCCCUCCUCAGACCACGCCAGAUCUGGGACAGGUUGACAAGCACUCCAUAGUGAGUGAGGAUAGCAUGUCUCCACCAGCGACACCCGAGAACUUCCAGCCGGUGAUACCCAAGAGGAGAGGGAAGGGGGAGAAAAUCGAAGUGAAGAAGGAAAUCCUAAAGGACAAAGAGUCAGUGAGGGAUCAGAAGGAAAAGAGAAAGAUGGAAGAACUCAAGAGGUUUGAUGAAAUCAAGAAAGCCGAACAAAUGAGAAGGAUUGAGGAGCUCAAGAGGUCUGAGGAACUAAGAAAACCAGAAGAACCGAAGACACCAGAAGACUCUAAACAAAAUGUUGCGAAUAUACAGUCCGAGUUAAAAGUGAAGAAGGAAACACAGGCUCCGCAGAAGGCACCACGGAAAGAACCUAGGACGAUUACAAAUGAGCCUCCAAAGGUUCUGAAGGACCUAAAUUCAUCUCAUAAAGACACACAACUACCACAGAAAGAUCCUCAGAAAUCUCACACUCCGAGAGUAGAACACGAUCCCCUUCACGGAAGUUCAGAGCUGAUGUUGGUCCUUCUACCGCAUAGUCGAGCUACGACAGAGGAAAGAGAAACGUCGAAAAGGGAACUUUUUGAAAGUAGCAUGGCGAUUGAAGGGGAUGAUAUUGCUCCCCCGAUGUCUUUAUCCGCCCCUGAACUCGGCAAUGGAGAUCCUCCUGAGCUCCCACCGGUACGUUCAGCCUUCAGUUCUACUGAACUGCUGCAUGAACGUGCGAUGGCUCGCUUCUACCAAGAUAUGGCGCGCGAGGAAGCGGAAUCCUCUCUGCAACGGAAGAACAGCCUGCAACGACGACGGAGCUUUGAACGUCGUUCGCCACCCAGGCCCAAGGACGUUCCCGAUACUGCAGGCUCACUGCAGGAUAUACCAACGUCCGUUAAAACGUUUGAAAACACAGCGAAACGAAAGGAUACGUUAUCUCCUGCCACUCCCAGUAAACCGUCUGUUCCAGAACUUUUGGAAACAAGCACAUCACAAAGAGGAUAUUCUGACAAGAAGACAUUUUCAAGAGACAGUAUGGACAGCAUGUUAUCUGUCGAAGAUCCUCAUAGGAAAUCUAUGCUAGUGCAACAAGCGUCGGAGGAGGAUAUGGAAUAUGAAGAUUCUUCUUUUGAUGAAGAUGAAGAAGACUACAAUGAGGAGGAAGAGGAGCAUAUUACUGAUGAGAUUGUUGAUGAAGAAGUGGAAGAAGAAUUAGAAGAAGAAGAAGAGGAAGAUGAAGAAGAAUUCAGUUAUGACGAGAAAAGAGGAUCUCUGUAUACUUCAGAAUCAGAAGAAGAAAGUAGGUACUCCUAUUCUAUGGAAGAAGAUACAUAUCACCCAAGCGCUAUAAAUAAAAAGUACAAUGAAGAUACAUUAAUUUCUGCUUAUGAAGGGAGAGGACCUCUGAUUUUAGGUUCGGGCUCCAUUGUCUCCCAAUCAGUUCAAUCAACGCCGUUUCAAAUUCCUACAUCUCGCAGUGAAAUAAAAUUAAAGCCAAUCUUAAAGCAACCUACAGCUGAUAAUAAGUUUCCUAUAAAGAGUAACGAGACGUCAGAGUAUGAUCAAAAUUUAAAAGUUGAUAAUGAAAUACCGAAAAUAAGAACAUCGCCAGAAAAACGGUUUGAGCCGAACUUCAGUGCUAUGAUGCCAAAACCAAUCCUAAAAGUAAGGGAAAACUCUCAAGAGCCAAAUUCACCAUUGGUUCAAAGAAGAGGGGCUCCAAUUGCUGGGGUAGAACAGGAAAUAAACCUAGAACCGAACAAGACAAAUCUAGACGAAGGAUCGGACUAUGAGACAGGGACCAAAAAGAAACAAGUAAGGAUAGAAGAACCAGAAGAUGUGACGGCUAGAGAAUCGCCUGUUAUAGAAAAAGUGGGUGUUCCAGAAGAGUUUCUACCAACCAAUAAAACCCAAGUCUCAACUGACGAACCAGUAAGAGAGAGGACGGGAUCUCUUGGAGAUGAAGGAGAUGCAACUAUGGUUCUUGUUAGCCACUAUAGUGACAUUGUUGCAGAAUAUGGUAGGGGAAGAAGACCACCGAAAAAACUAUAUCUUAAUUACGAAGCAUUGAAAGCAGCUGCUGAGGAAGAAGAGGAAAGUGCACCUGACGUGCCAGAGGUCGUGGUAAACGAACCCGAACCCGAACCCGAAUACGAACCUGAACCUGAACCUGAACCUGAACCUCCAGCACCUAUGACUGAAGUAGAACAAGCUCUUGAAGAAAUUAAAACUGAAAAUUAUUUGGAAGCCUAUGUUGAAGAUCGCUCUGAAAUAAAGCUAGAACCUGUCAGCGAUACUCCAAAGAAAAAAUCUCCAUUGCCGGCUAAGAAACGAUCUGCAUCUCCUCGUAAGCCCAAACCUCCACCCAUCCCACCCAGUGUUGUACAAGAUUCUCCCCCUGAAAAAAUUGAUUAUAUUCGAACACCCUCGCCAGAACUCCCUCCUCGAUUAUACACACCGACAGAAAAGAAGGUUCACUCUUACUUUGAUUUCUUGAUGGACAUUUCUUUAUUUAUUUUGGCCUGUUGGCUGUAUAUAUUCAAGGAUGAGCGGUUGUCUAUUCCUGUUCUCUGCUUGAUGAUCUACAGGCAAGCAAAUGAAGCAUUCCAGAGAAAAAUGGAAGCUCUUCGAAACAAAAUGCCAAGACGCAUACGGUUUUGGAGGCGGGAUGAAUGAUGUUAAUAUUUUUAAACAUUCUUAACUGCCAAGGUCCAUCUCGCAUUGCUGAUGUAGAUAGCGUUGAAUUUAUAAUAAUAUAUUAAUUGUAUGACGUAAGGUCUUUAUUCGAUAAUAAUUUUAGAAAGUUUAUAAGUAAAACACACGUAAUGUACCCCUCUCAGUUUUUUAGCAUAAAUGAAUGUGUGCAGGUCAUAUAAUUUAGUAAAUUGUGUAAAUGAUGGUGUUUCGAUAAUUAAUUAUAUUUUUAGUAAAAUAAUUUUAAAGAUCAAAGUACAUUUUCACUGAUGAAGUCAAUCGGCGUUUCAUUUAAUUUCCACCAAAAUUAAUCUAUUAUUGACAAACAAAAUAAAUCAUUACAUAAUUUACUAUGGUAAACUUAAAUCAAAAUUUAUUUUAUUUAGAAUUAUUACUACACUAUCCCCUACCUGAUUUUCAAAUGAGAAUACAAUGUUACAUCACGUUUUUGUUGCAUGUUUAUUUGAUAUUAACGAGAUGUUGGAUUAUUGUAAAAAUAUGUGCAAAAUAUUAGUAUUUUAAGUAUUUUUUAUUGCGUCUUACUCGUUAAAAAUUACUAAAUUAAAUACCAUUUAAUGAAAUUUCAAUGGUUGUAUUAGUUUGUUUGACACAGCUUAGAUUUCAGAUUUAAAAAGAUGCACUAAAAAAUAAGAGUCAUUUCCGUUAAUGAUUAGGGAUGACAAGUAUGCACUCCUGAUCAAAGGGAUUGAUUUAAAGCGGUUGGUUUAUGUCUUUCAAAUUGUUAAUUCUUAACAAAGUCAGUUAGGCUGAGGCUUGUUAGUGAUGAAGAUUUCUUUUCGUCGCUGUUAAAUAGUAAAAGUGGAUGACAACUCAUAUGCCAUUAUUACCUGAAAUAUAAAAUGAGCAUAAUACUAACCCGUCACAGUCCAGAUUAAUGUAGUCUGAUGACCAUGUGCUGUUUAUCUGUCCAUAUUAUGGAUACAUUAGGCUGUUACAAGUUAACUAAACUCUUUCUUGCAUUAUAAAAAGUAUUUUUAAAUUCAAGAUUUAAUCUAUAUAGACAGUUGCUUACCAUUUUCAAAGUACAAUAUCGGGUUGAUUAAAAAGGAAGGGUUAGAUAAAUGAAAAAAAAAAACUAUAUUUUUACUCGUAAUAUUAAU